AUGGCGACCCCGCAAGCGAUGUUCGCCGCGAUGCAAAAGAAGCUCACCGAUGAGUCUCGCACGUACGAGACGCUGGGCGAGGAGAUGAGCGCGAACGCGAUCGCUCGACAGCAGGCGUCGCAGCAGCUGAGCGAGAAUGAGAUGGUGUUAAAGGAACUUGAGCUCUUGGAGGAUGAAGCAAAGGUGUACAAGCUCAUUGGUCCGGUUUUGAUGAAGCAAGAUCUCGAGGAAGCGCGCGGGAACGUCGGGAAGAGGUUGGACUACAUAAGAGCGGAGAGCGAGCGCUUGGAGAAGAAGGCGGGCGAACUCCAAAAGAAGCAGCUCGACAAACAGAAGGACAUCAUGGAGCUUCAGCAGAAGAUGAUGGCGUUGGCGAACCCGAGCGGUGGUGAAUGA
This is a messenger RNA of Ostreococcus tauri, 396 nucleotides long. Its product is annotated as Prefoldin. Gene Ontology annotation, molecular function: protein-folding chaperone binding. The transcript is spliced from 3 exons. Gene Ontology annotation, biological process: chaperone-mediated protein complex assembly; protein folding. NCBI's taxonomy places the organism in Eukaryota, Viridiplantae, Chlorophyta, Mamiellophyceae, Mamiellales, Bathycoccaceae. Gene Ontology annotation, cellular component: prefoldin complex; cytoplasm. The record is from RefSeq and is a predicted model, not a curated record. Bases 1 to 396 code for a protein of 131 amino acids.